This is a messenger RNA of Saccharomycopsis crataegensis, 1071 nucleotides long. Its product is annotated as serine/threonine-protein phosphatase. Bases 1 to 1071 code for a protein of 356 amino acids. NCBI's taxonomy places the organism in Eukaryota, Fungi, Ascomycota, Saccharomycetes, Ascoideales, Saccharomycopsidaceae. Gene Ontology annotation, molecular function: protein serine/threonine phosphatase activity. The record is from RefSeq and is a predicted model, not a curated record. Gene Ontology annotation, biological process: G1/S transition of mitotic cell cycle; mitotic cell cycle. The transcript has a single exon. Gene Ontology annotation, cellular component: nucleus; cytosol.
AUGGACAUGGACGGAGAUAUCCCAAUGGAAGAAGUUUCCGAAUCUCGUUUGGAUCCAAGUUUGGAAGAUGAUGAGCACGCAGAUCACAACCCAAAUUAUUCUUUUAGUCAACCUUUUGAGCCAAAAGAGGGCCCAAUCCCAGCAUUACCAAAGAGUAGCGUUAAUCAGUUAGAUCAAUGGAUUGAACAGUUAAGCAAUUGUCAGCCUUUGAGUGAAGAAAACGUUGGAAAUCUUUGCAAAAUGGCCCAAGAUGUUUUGCAGUUUGAAGCUAAUGUUCAGCCAGUGAAUGUGCCAGUUACAAUAUGUGGGGAUGUCCAUGGUCAAUUCCAUGACUUGAUGGAGCUUUUCAAGAUUGGUGGCCCUUGUCCCGAUACAAAUUAUCUAUUCAUGGGUGAUUAUGUUGAUAGAGGUUACUAUUCCGUUGAAACUGUUAGUUACUUGGUGGCGAUGAAAAUUAGAUAUCCAAAUAGAAUUACGAUAUUGAGAGGUAACCAUGAAUCAAGACAGAUCACUCAAGUUUAUGGUUUCUAUGAUGAAUGUUUAAGAAAAUAUGGUAGUGCAACUGUGUGGAAAUUAUUUACAGAUUUGUUUGAUUAUUUCCCAAUUACUGCUUUGGUUGAUAAUAGAAUUUUCUGUUUACAUGGUGGGUUGUCUCCAAUGAUUGAAUCUAUCGACCAAGUGAAAGAUUUGAACAGAAUUCAAGAAGUUCCUCACGAAGGACCAAUGUGCGAUUUGUUGUGGUCUGAUCCAGAUGACAGAGGUGGAUGGGGUAUCAGUCCUAGAGGUGCAGGUUUCACAUUCGGGCAAGAUAUAUCAGAACAAUUCAAUAGAACUAAUGAUUUAAGUCUAGUCGCAAGAGCUCACCAGUUGGUUAUGGAAGGUUAUUCCUGGUCACAUCAAGAAUUGGUGGUUACCAUUUUCUCUGCACCAAACUAUUGUUAUAGAUGUGGUAACCAAGCUGCGAUCAUGGAAGUUGAUGAGCAACAUAAUAGACAGUUCUUACAAUAUGACCCAAGUGUGAGACCCGGCGAACCAACAGUGACCAGAAAGACACCAGAUUAUUUCUUGUAA